This is a messenger RNA of Aspergillus oryzae RIB40, 1023 nucleotides long. Its product is annotated as glycosyltransferase family 69 protein. The record is from RefSeq and is a predicted model, not a curated record. The transcript is spliced from 4 exons. Bases 1 to 1023 code for a protein of 340 amino acids. NCBI's taxonomy places the organism in Eukaryota, Fungi, Ascomycota, Eurotiomycetes, Eurotiales, Aspergillaceae.
AUGAAAGCAUACCGGUACGCGUUGUACAGGAGAACACGCCGACUCCGACUAGCCCUUUUCUUUGUCCUCCUUGGAUGGACGCUAGUAGAAGUGCUACGCAUUAAAUACACGCUUGUGCAACAAUCACAGCCCGAGUUGGUUGCACUAGGAAGUGAAAAGAUCUACAUCACCGGCCUUCACUGGAACAGCGAGCUGAUCCUCCGGGACGCCUGGAUCGCCGCCGUGGUGGACCUGGCCAAUACAAUCGGCCGGGAUAACGUGUUUGUCAGCAUACAGGAAAGCGGCAGCUGGGACGAUACCAAGGGUGCAUUGAUUCUCUUAGAUCAAUUGCUGGCGGAAAAUGAUAUUCCAAGGAGAAUUCUCAUCGAUUAUACCACUCAUUUCGACGAGAUCAGUAAGCCUCCCACCGGUCAGGGGUGGAUUGAGACGCCGAUUGGGACGACUGAGCUGCGCCGGAUACCGUAUCUGGCCAAAUUACGGAAUGUAGCAAUGGAGCCGUUGUAUGAACUGCAGAACGAAGGUAUUGUGUAUGAUAAGAUCUUGUUUCUAAACGAUGUGAUAUUCACCACCUCCGAUGUCCAACGGUUACUCUCCACAAAGGGAGGCAACUACGCCGCAACAUGCUCACUCGAUUUCUCCAAGCCCCCAGAUUUCUACGACACCUUCGCUCUCCGCGAUGCAGAAGGCCAUGACAUGCUCAUGCAAUCGUGGCCCUACUUCCGAUCUCGGGCAUCUCGUCAAGCCAUGAAAGCCAGUCAACCCGUGCCUGUCUCAAGCUGUUGGAAUGGCGUAGUGGCAAUGGAUGCAGCCCCUUUCUACCAACACCCACCCUUGAAGUUCCGGGGUAUCUCCGACAGUCUUGCAAAAUCUCACUUGGAAGGCUCCGAGUGCUGCCUCAUCCAUGCAGACAAUCCCUUAUCAAGGGAGAAAGGGGUCUGGCUUAACCCCAACUCUGGACGCGGUUGUGGAAGUGGGAAAAGCAGUCGGGCGGAAAUAUGGAAUCUGGGCCUUUUUGUCUUAUAA